This is a messenger RNA of Alternaria rosae, 1053 nucleotides long. RefSeq lists its product as uncharacterized. The coding region runs from base 486 to 908 and encodes 140 amino acids. The transcript has 3 exons. Lineage: Eukaryota; Fungi; Ascomycota; Dothideomycetes; Pleosporales; Pleosporaceae. The record is from RefSeq and is a predicted model, not a curated record.
UGCAAUCACCAGGUCGAACAGUGGGAUACAGCUCGCUUAGUCAGUCGCUGGGCGAAUCAAUCCACCCGGCCUUAUCGCGCGAACACUGAAGAUCACCUCACGCCAUCGCAUAAACCACACCCACGGAACAAUGAGAAGAGUCAAAACCAUCGAAAUUUGUACCUCAUGCUCGCAUCUUUCCUUGGCUCAUCCUCUUAGUUGGACGACUAGCAGCCAUGAGCCUGCUGGCGCCUGUUUUCAACUCGGGAACGACUUCCAUCCCGCGUCGCCAAUCGAUUAGAGCACCUGGAGAUGCGAUUGCGUCAUUGCGUCACUCUGAGAUGGCCUGUUUGUAGGACUGCAUGAGUGAAUAUAAGAGCCUGAAAACGCGCUUCGCCCUGCCGUUCGACCAUCCUAGCCUAUCCUACAUCCUUGACACCAAUCCUUUGUCAUCUCAACAAGACGACAUUUGUUUCCCCAAUAAUUGCGAAAGCUAAACCAUCAGAAUGACUACUACCCCGAUUCACUCAACUGGCCGUGGAGGCGCCGGCAACAUUGGUCCCGAUACCAAUGUCUACACUGAUGGAGGCAUGGUUCGCGAAGGCGUGCAAGGCGAAUCUCUCGAUGGAGAGUUCUCCACUGGCCGUGGGGGAGCUGGCAACAUUGGAAAGUCGCCUCGCGUUGGGCCGCAGUCUGACGAAGGUCGUCGCUCAGUAGACAUGGUUCCUGAGAUCAACCAGCGUAACGCGCAGGAAGAGUUCCACACCGGCCGAGGUGGAGCCGGAAACGUCUACAAGGAGAAGCACGGCGGCCACAGCCAAUCACCUGAUCGCAAGGGAUUGGGCGACAAGGUCAAGGAAGUACUUCAUUUGGACAAGAAGAAGGAGCAUGAGCCUUCUCCUUUGGCGCAGAAUACGACUACAAACUAGAUAUGAUACCCAAGUCAAGCGACUUUCCUGGAGGACUGGUAGUGGUAUGAGCGUUGGACAUCGAUGAUACCUCAGGCUAUGGUCUCUGACUAUGAGACAGCCUUAUUUUCCAUUUGGUAAUUAAUAGACACAGACACUCUUUCAA